GGAGCCUGCAGAUGUCCCUAAGGGAGGCAUGCUGGAGAGAGACCCUAUCAAGACAUUCUCUUCCACAGACCCGCCAACCCAAGAAAGAUCCCCAAGGGAGCUGUUCUCAUGGACGAAUUCCCGGUGCGACUAGCGGGCCCCCACGGGAGACACAGCCCCACAAGGGUGUGAUCUGCCAUGAAGAGCUAUCCCCUCACCCUGAAAAUCACUCCUAAUAGAAAUAGUGUCUGAGAGGUGAUGCUUCAUCUCAAUUUCCCCCUUCCUGAAGAGGCAUUUCUUCAAAGACCCCCAUUGGUGACAUCUUUGGGGAUCCUGAAGAGAAUAUCCCCCCCAAUGGGACCACUCGAAGGCAUAUUCUCUUCUCUGUGGGAAAUUGUCUCCACCCCAGGGCACCCUCAGAUCCCCACAGAUGCAUUCUUCCAGAGUCACGUGUUCAGGCAAGAGGCUGGUCCUUAUGGGAGUUUCCCCCCCAGAAAAACGUGUAUAUACACUCAGACCGCCUUCAUUUGCCUGCCCCAAGACAGAGCUCCUUAAGUAAGUCCUGUAGCCCCUCCAGAGUCUUUGCCUCAUGGUCAGGAUUAAGGAGUCAGGCCAGGUCAGGAUAUAUUUAUAAGAGUGAUUAGCUGGUAGCUGGGGAGGGGGCAGAUGGAGCGAUUCUUAACUCCGCCCCAGUUCACUCAGCUGAGGCCAAAGUAGACCAUACUUCCCAGAGUUGGAGAGGACAUCCUGUGAGCCUAGACAGAGCGGGAAGAGCUUUCCUAGGGUGGCAGCCUGUAGCUGAGGUCUUGGAGGGCAGGGUCUCCGGACUAGAGUGACCUCUGCCGGACACCAGAGGCGACAACGAGGUCUGGAUCAGUGUGUUCUUGGUGGUUGACCCUCCAGUCUGCACCUGGUUGAUGUUGCGUCUUUGUGUCCCUAUGGCCAGCGAGGCAUCUCAAGGAGUCUAUUGCUUGUAUUUGUCUCUGUCCGCGGCUUGUAUUUUCCCUUGUUCCCAACUAGGAAAGAAAGCUGUCCCCGGUGCUGGCCUCCUGCUCCUGUCCACGGUGCUGAAAGAGGAACACCCUGAAGACGAUGAGGGCCUGUGUUGCAGAGUCUUGAGAGAGGCAAAACCCACAAACACGAUAGAUAUGACCCACAACCACCUUGGGCCAGCCCAGACAAAGGCUGUAUCCUGUAAGACUUAGCUCCUGGGGCCUCUAUGAUGUCACUGUUGCCCACAGAAAGAUAGAGAAGCCAGAGUUCAAGUCCAGCCUGGGUUACAUAGGGAUAUCAUUCCUGGGAGGAAGCAUUAAUUCAUUAAUUUCCUUACUCAACAUUUACUGAGCAUGCUCUGUGUGCAAGUGCAAAAUAGUAUUUGGUAAUAUGGGAGUUCAGCAAUUAAAAAAACACCAAAAAUACACCCCUGCCUUGGGGCCAGAGAGGCUAAGCUCCACAACAAGCUGGAGAGAUGUCUUACCCAUUAAGAGCACACUGGCUGCUCUUCCAGAGGACCUGGGUUUAGUUCCUAGCACCUACCCAUGUGGUGGCUUACAGCUAUUCAUAACUCCAAUUCUAAGGAAUGUGAUAUCUUCUUUUGGCCUCCGUGGGCACCAGGAACAAAGACGAUGCACAGACGCAUGCAGCCAAAACACCUAUAUGCAUAAAAUAAUUUAGAUUAAAAAAAGAGUAACUGAUGCUCUUGCAGAGGACCAGAAUUUGGCUUCCAGCACUCACAUUGGGUAGUGUAUCAUAGCUUGUACCCUCAGCUCUAGGUGACCAGAGGCAUCUGACCUCCCCAGGCACCUACAUUAAAGUGCACACAUACCCCCCAACCCAAUGCAUUCUAAAAAUUAAUUAAAGUAAGUCUUUAAAAUGCCUGUCUGACCCUGAGAUAGGAGGGAGACACAUUUCUGAUGGUGGUAUACAUAUUCUAUUAGGAUGGAUGCAUAUGUUCUAAACACAUGCAUAUGAAAUAUGAGUACAAGCAGAAACAGUGCUCUGCACAUACACUUCUGUGCACACACGUAUUCUACAAAUACAUUCACAAACACUGCAUAUCCUUACACAUGCAUACUCCUCAAAGAUACAAACAAGUAUUCGUACAUGCUGUGUACAUACUCCUUGAAUAAAGACCCAUAUUCUCCAGAAACACAUGUAAGGGGUUGGGGAGAUUGCUCAGUGGUUAAGAGAACAUACCACCAUGCAGAGAGCCCAAGUUCAGUUCCCAGCACCCAGGUCAAGCAGCUCACAACUGCCUGUAACUCCAACCCCAGGGGGUCUGAUCAGAGGACUCUGACCUCACAGGGCAACCACACUCAUAUCCACAGACCUGUAUGGACAGACAGACAGACAGAUAGGCGCGCACACACCCACCCCUAAUUUAAAAUAUUAAAAUAUAAAAAAGAAAACUACAAACAUGAUCAGCAAAGAAAAUCACACACAACAUAUAUAGCUAUUUGCAAAUAUCCAGCAAACACACACACACAAUGUAUAUAAACACACAUGUAUAUAAAACACAUACUCAGGCUGGAGAGAUGGCUCAGCAGCUAAGAGCACUGGCUGCUCUUCCAGAAGUCUUGAGUUCAAUUCUCAUCAACCACAUGGUGACUCAUAACCAUCCAUCAUGGGGUCUGAUGCCCUUCCCUGGCAUAAAGACAUACAUGCAGAUAGAGCACUCAUACAUAAAAUAAAUAAAUCUUUUAAAAAAGAUAUCUUUUAAAAAAACCUCACACUCUGCAGUCAUACAAACAUGUAUUUAGGAAACACAGACACACAGAUAUUUAUCAAUGCAAGCACACUCAAAAAAAAUACAAACACCCAAGACACACAAUUCCAAAACCCAGGGAUGCUCAAUGGUACACAAUCCCCCUAAUACACAGAUACGUCUUCCUUCCACACAGCUCACAUACAGGUGUGUCAAAGUUGUGCAUGCCCUCCUUCUCCAGUGCUGUCCCCCCACCUGACUAUCCGUCCCAAGUUGAGUCAAUUCUAUGAAGACUGAGAUUGUUGUAUCUUGUAUAAGUGCACCCCCAGGAGACAGUACAGAGCUGCUUUGUUUAUUUAUUUGUUUGUUUUUGAGGCAGGGAUUCUGCUGUGGCUGUCCUAGAACUCACUCUGUAGACCAAGCUGACUUUGAACACAGAGAUCCCCCUGCCUCUACCUCCUCAGAGUGUGUGUUUAGUAUAUGUCUAUUGGCCAGGUGGUGGUAGUGCCCGCCUUUAAUCCCAGCGCUUGGGAGACAGAGGCAGGUGGAUCUCUGUGAAUUCAAGGUCUACAGAGCAAGUUCCAGGACAGCCAAAGCUACACAGAACCUUGUCUUGAAAAAGCAAAAAAAUUAAUAAAAUAUAAAUAAAUAUUGAAUUAAUGGACAGAAUGCUAAAGGACACAGAUUUACAAUAACUGCAGAAAGGCACAGUAGCAUGCACCAAUAAACACAUGAAACCACCUACCCAAGAGAUAUCCUCUCACACAAACCAGAAGAGACACAGAUGUAGGAUUACCCACCCAUCAUAGAACACAUCGUACACAGAGAGGGAGAGAGAGACAGACAGACAGAUCUUAGAUCCCAAGUUUAACAUAAAGCAAGCUUAUGGAUAUAAAUGCACCAGUCCCAAGAGCACCUGUUUUGUGGCUGUGGGGGCGGGGCUUUGGAAAGCCCCGCCCCUGGACCAAACCACACCCCUUAAGUUGCCGCUAUUUGCUGGCCUUGUUCUGUGGUUCUGAGGUGUCUCAGCAGCUCCUGUACUCCAGCCUGCUAACAGGUGGACAUGGCCCACAAAGGCCACUUUCAACCCAGCAGCCUGGACUGGGCCCUGCGACUGAUCCUGGCAUGGAUCUUCUCGGUGGCCUGUGGAGGGAGCCACCCUCUGCAAGCUAGAUUCUGGGGACACCCUGGGCUGGCAGCCAAUGUGGGCACAAGCCAGCUGCACCUAGCAGGGUACCCUCCGUCCUCGGUUCCACGGCCUUCCCUGAGGAUCCAAGAUCCUGGUUCACAGACAUCACCCCUGCCAGAACCUUGUUGUACCUCAGAUAUAGACGGACCAGAGGCAUCAAACCCAGGGAUCCUUCUAGAAAGCUGCGGUGCACCGAGCCCGGAAUGUGAAUUCUUCCUGGGACACCUUCAACGUGCCCUCCGCAAUCGCUUCCACUGGCUGCUGCUUGGAGUACACCGAGUGCAGCCUCUCUGCCCGGAGCUCUGCCGGAUUUGGUUCACCACCUGCGAAGCAGAUUUCACCUGUGGCCCGACUUGGCUGCAGCCCUCUGGGAAGAGAGGCUGUGAAGCCAGCUGCCGAACCUACGGGCAGACCUUCGCCAAUGCCGAAGACCUGUGUCGCACGGUUCUGGGCCACGCACUGCCCAUGGCAGCUCCUGGCUCACGUCACUGUCUCAAUGUCUCCAUCUCCUCUCCACGCGCCCGCCGCCCUCGCGCCUGGAUCUCGAAGGCUGCAGGCAGCGGCAGCGGCAGCGGCGACAGCCCUGAGUAGAUGUCUGGCUUUCAAGUGUGUCCCUCGCCUGGGCCAGGAGCCAGGAGCCACCCAGAAACACACCCCUCUCUCUCUCCCUCCCAAACCGUGCCCUGGGUUGCUUAGACAGGCCUCUCUACCCGUCAUCCUAGAAAUGGCCCAACUCUCGCUUAGUCUGCUCUCUUUCCCAGAAUAAAGUUACCGCCUAGACCAUGCUA
This is a messenger RNA of Peromyscus maniculatus bairdii (prairie deer mouse), 4660 nucleotides long. It is a transcript of the gene Rtbdn, whose product is annotated as retbindin. NCBI's taxonomy places the organism in Eukaryota, Metazoa, Chordata, Mammalia, Rodentia, Cricetidae. Gene Ontology annotation, cellular component: external side of plasma membrane. The record is from RefSeq and is a predicted model, not a curated record. Gene Ontology annotation, molecular function: riboflavin transmembrane transporter activity; riboflavin binding; signaling receptor activity.